This is a messenger RNA of Vigna umbellata (rice bean), 1397 nucleotides long. RefSeq names its product putative FCP1 homology domain-containing protein C1271.03c. NCBI's taxonomy places the organism in Eukaryota, Viridiplantae, Streptophyta, Magnoliopsida, Fabales, Fabaceae. The record is from RefSeq and is a predicted model, not a curated record.
UCAAGAACAGUGAUUGCAAAUGGUUUGUGUCACCAAGUUUAAACUGAAAAAUCAUGUCUGGAAAUAUGAGAGGAAAGAACAAGGUUAUUGAGCCUAAAGGUGAACAUGAAAAACAGGAUUCUGUGACAGAACUGAAGCUUCCUUUUGAGAAACUGAACCUGGGACCACGGAAGAAGUUGCUUGUUAUGAACCUUAAUGGCUUACUGAUGCAUAGGGUUCAUCGUCGUGAUCUAUGUAAGGUAUCAAUGUCUCGCUCCCCUGAUGGGGUCUAUGGAAGUUUCCUUGUUUUCAAGAGACCUUUUUGUGAAGAGUUUAUGAAAUUCUGUUUAGAAAGAUUUGAGGUUGGCAUUUGGUCUUCUGCAAUGGAACAUAACAUGGAGGCUGCAUUAGCUAUUGCCAUUGGAUCUAUAAGAAAAAAUAUCUCAUUUAAGUUGGAUCAAAGUCAUUGUACUAAAUCUGGGUACCAAUCCUUGGAAAAAAGUACCAAGCCUCUUUUUUUCAAGGAAUUCAAUAAAAUGUGGGAAAAAGACAAGAAAAGUGGGCCUUUUAAUGUCUCAAAUACUCUGCUGAUUGAUGACAAACCCUACAAAGCUUUUCUCAAUCCUGAUAAUACAGCCAUUUUCCCUGAAUCGUAUGAUGUGAAUGAUGUUACUGAUAGAGGACUUGAUCCAAGACGCGAGCUGUGUUCGUAUCUGGAAGCUGUUUCUAAUGCUCGUGAUGUUCCUUCUUAUGUGAAGGAUCAUCUUUUUGGACAACUUCCUAUUACAUCUGCUCAUCCUGACUGGAAAUUUUAUUCUGAAGUCAAACAAUCUCUGCUUAAAAAGCGUGCACCAAAGAUAGUUUUCGGAUAAAGAAGUCAAGCGCUUCAUCAUUUUGUGCUCUUCCUUGCUUUUAUAAUAUCAAGUAACAUUUGUGAUAGUAACAUACUGGUCUAAAACAAGAAAUAGCAUAGAGGUAGUAAUUUGUGGUUACGUAAUUACUCUGCAGAGUUUGAAUUAUGUGUGAUUCUGGAACCUUGUGAUGCAAUAUAUGCUUGUUCUGUUAGGAACGUGUUAUUUUGAAUUAAGAAUAAACCUGUAUGUAUGCAAUGAAAUGCCUACUCUGAUCAGUCAAUACUCUAUUUGGGGAUAUUUUAUAAACUGUUUGGUGUUUCACGUGGUUAAUUAGGUCUGAUGUGCAUUUAUAGAUGAAUGGACAUGUGUUUAGAGUUAAAUAGGAAUGCUUGUAUGGACUGAAAAAGGUUAAAUUGAAUCUGGUUAGGCUGUACAUGAACAUGAUAACACAGUAACCACAUUAUUUUCACUCUGUCCUACUUUGUGUUAACUAAUUAACGGGUGUAUUAGGUAAGUGUGGGGUUCGGUUCAUGAUAAAUCAGGAUUAACAGGCUUUGGUUAAAU